GUCACGCCACCAUCAUUUUAUGCUAUGUACAUUUGGAUGUUCGAGCAGACAUUUCACAUGCUUCGAACUGUGUAGAACGUGGAAAUUAACGGAAACUGAUACAAAUUCUAGUUAUAUUUUUCUUAUAUUGUGGAUUUAUUUAAUGAAGUGAACAUGCCAGCGAGUGUUUACACGGAUAUGAGUUCAAAUUCACAAUUGAUGGAGGACCAGCGUGCGCUGCAGCUCGCUUUUGAACUUUCGUUAUUGGGUUUGAAUGGGGAUGAUGAAAAUAUGCCAACAAACAACGGAAACCUUUCGCCACAAAGUUUCGCCGAGGAGCAAGCUAAGAGGCGUAGUGCCAACAUGACCGAAUGCGUGCCUGUGCCGAGCUCUGAGCAUGUGGCCGAAAUCGUGGGUAGGCAAGGUUGCAAAAUCAAAGCCUUGAGAGCUAAAACCAACACUUACAUAAAAACACCAGUGCGUGGAGAAGAGCCAGUCUUCGUUGUUACAGGACGCAAAGAUGACGUCGUACUUGCUAAACGGGAAAUACUAUCUGCUGCCGAACACUUCAGUCAAAUCAGGGCGUCUAGACGGAACUCUAGUGUAACCAGCAUCUCAAGUAAUGGUUUAUCAGGUCCCCCUAGUCCAAACGCCCCAGGUCAGGUAACCAUCCAGGUACGAGUCCCAUACAGAGUUGUUGGCCUUGUUGUCGGACCAAAAGGAGCAACAAUAAAGAGGAUUCAACAACAGACGCACACAUACAUCGUAACACCAAGCAGAGACAAAGAGCCCGUGUUCGAGGUCACAGGUCUUCCAGAAAAUGUUGAGAAAGCUCGUCAGGAGAUUGAGAGUCAUAUUGCCCUUCGAACUGGAGGUAUGGUAGACAACGCACCAGAUGAUGAUUUCCAUCGAAAUGGAAUAGAUUCGGGAUUCCAUGAAUUGAAUGGUUCAAGCAGUGAUUAUAUUAGUUCAAUAUUCGGUAAAUCAACAAAUGGAAUGUCUGCAUUUACUGCUUACAACAAUGCAUUAAACGGAAAUGGACUUAUGAACCGCGGACCAGAGACUGUGUUUAACUUCCCUCCUGUAAACGGCACAUCGAAAAUUUCGGACUUUCCUGGGCAAGUGAAUGGCUUUGGCUCCACAUUUAAUGGGUUUCCAAACAUUUAUGACAGUUUGAAUGAUGAGGGAAUUGGCUCUCCAUCAUUUGAUACAAGUGUACCUCCUGGUGUGUGGUCCGACGUGAACGACAACAGAAAUCCCAACCUAGUCUCGCUAUUCGGAACAACAAAUACAACAAACAUGAACGCCAUCGGAUCAGGUAUGAGCGGAAUCCCACGGAUAUCACCGACUUCAAGUGAAAUGUCAACCGGGUCAAGCGCAACGGGUACAAAUUCCACAUCACAUUCACCCCCGUCAGAGCCUCCUUCAUCCCGGAGGAUACGCAGCGAUCCUCUUGCUAGUGCUUUUACGCCAUUUGUUACUCUCCAGAGUGAGUUGUUUCCGGCCGUGUCCGGAAUCACGUGCACAAGUAGUGUCGGACUUGACUCAAAUGUAAACGGAAUAAGUGUUAAUUCUACAAGUGCUGAUGCCAGUACAUUAAGUGCGGCUGGCGAGUCUGGACUCGGUGUACGCAGAAACUGUAUCAUGUGCUCUGAAAGUGAGGUAGUUGCGGCCCUAGUUCCAUGUGGACAUAACUUCUUUUGUAUGGAAUGUGCAAGUUUGAUAGUGGAGAAACCAACAGGUACAGUUGACAGGAUUUGCCCAGUCUGCAGACAAGAACCCUCUCAGGCCAUUCGGAUCAUUUCAUAAAAAAAAAUCAUAAAAUACAAACACUAUAUAAUUAUAUAUUAAAAAAAAAUCAUCUGCUAUCCAAAUAUCUGUAGAAAAUUCCAUUCUGAAGAGUAUGUGCCAAUUUUUCAUAUUGCUUCUAUGUUCAAUUACUUGAAAGGCAGACUACAUAACUGGGGAAUUAUUAUUAUGUUGGAAUUUUGCCUGUUAUCUGUAGUUAGUUAGUCUAGAACGGCAGAGAGAGGGAGGAAUACAUAGAUACCUAUCUUUAAACAUAGCAAUGUUGAUUCUAACAUUGCAUACACUAGACCAAUAAUCAAUGACUGCGAAUGCUGGAACUCUGGUAGGCAGAAUAUACAAUGUAUUGUCUAAACAUACACUUUUCCCCCAUUUUGUAACGACCUAAUUCGGAAAAAAAAAAAUUAAUUACUCUAUUCUUUACUAUGAAGCUUUUUGUGAAGAAUUGUAGCUUUUGUAAUUUUUUUGUGUCGAGAAAAAUUGAUUUGUUAUCUAUAUAAUUAAUGACACAAGAUGAUUUUUCUUCUAUUUACAAGGAUUAAUUUAUGAAAUUAUUGUAACGCUUGAUUAAUUUGACUUGAAAUAAAACCUUUGACAAUCUUUCAUAUGGAGUAAAAACACUGCUCUGAUAAUUUACUGUUCACAAAUUAAUUUUGCCCGAUGGUUUAUGAUAAUUGCUAUCUUUUGAGAUAAUUUCAUGUUUCAUUCUUAGCCCCGCCUUGAAAAGGGGACUGGCAUCAAUCAAUACCCGCUAGCGAUCAUGCAUAUUAUGAAUAUUUAUGAGAUUAUUAUAAUUGAGUUAUAUAUUAUAUAAUAAGAUGUAUAAAAUUUAUGAUGCAAAUCAACAUUUGAAAUUGGUCAUUUUUGUCAUUGCCCACGCCCCCCACGCAACAUUUUUCACAAGGAUUUUUGUGUAUAAAUAUUUCAAUUAUCCAGUAAAUCUAUAGUAUUAUAUUUAAUUAUUGACUUUUAUAUUUGAAACAAAUAUAUAGACAUAUUUUAUUCACUGUUUACAGUAUAGUAUGUAUUAAAGACUUGUUUAAUUAAAUUGUUGAACUUUUUACUAGCAUCUUGAAUUUGCCUGAAAUUCUUUCACGCACUCGAUGCCUUUUUUUCGAAGAAGUGCAUACUUGGCACAAAUAUAUACUUCUGAAAUACUUGUCAAGUUAAAUGUUUAGUAAAUUUUGUUUCAUGUAAAGUGACUCACAUUAGGGAUUCGGGAUUCUUUCUUACUUGCAAGAAAAAAAAAACACCAAACUUUGACAAUCAUUAUUUUGAACACUGACUAAUACCCCGAUUGUAAUUAUUUAGAUCUAGAGUUACCUUAUGGGAAAGAUGUGGUAGUUAUGUAAAUAGAAAACAAAUGGGGGGAUUCAUAUGCUCAGUUUUUCUGUGUAAUGUAUACAUUAUACAGCUUAGGCAAAUAUUUUUGUUGGCUGAUAUGCAUAACGGAUAGUUACAGUACAGACUGACCAAUUGACCAAUACACGCUCGUUUUGUGCAUUAUUGGAUGUUUUCAAUACUGAACCUUGGGAGGAAAAUCUAUGUCUCGGAAAUAUCAGGCAAAUUCAAGUGCUAAUGUUAUUUUUGUGUAUACGAUUUACCAAUUAUGCCUACAUUUUUUCCAUUUUUGCAAAAUAUGUUAUUAACGUGUUUAUUUGUACAUAGUGUAUAAUUAUCAUAGAUUAAUUAGGAAAAAUGUUAUAUAUACAUAUAUUUUUUGUUUUUCAAAAGUACAGCUUUAUUUUGUUCUAUAAAAAUAUAUUGAGAGUAAUAUAUAGGCGUUUUUUGUAAUAUAUUUUUUUGCCCAUUGAAAUACUUAUAGAUCUGUGCUCCUAUAAACAUUGAUAUUACAUUAAAUAUUAUGCUUGGUUUAUGCCAAGUAUCAAUAGCAGACGAUUGGGUCGCAGAAAAUUCGAUUGAAUAUAUGUAUCACCCAUUCUGUUGUCCAUCUAGUUGUAGACUUCGUUUUUAAGGUAACGCCAUUGGAAUCUGCAAGCAAGGGGAUUAAAAGUUAUUAGGGAACAUAGCUAUAAAUUGAAAUUCAAGGGAUCAGUUUUUAAAAGGGGAUCGAAUCUUGAACAGAAUGUUAAAUAAAAAAUUGAGACACUGAGAAACGUACAAUUACAAAUAUUGUCAACGUUCUGUGUUUGUCAUUCAAGUAUGAGGUUAUAGCGAAAAUCAUACCCUUGAUCCAUAUCAUUUUUACUUGUCAAGUAAGAAAUGGCGGCCUUGAUAUUAAAGGAACUCGUACCUAUUAAAGCAAUAAUUCUUUCCAUCAAAUGUUUGUGAUUUUAUAAAUCACAUACGUAAUAAGUUGUCUCCAAAUGAUAGAUAUAUAUAUUAUAAAUUAUAUACAUGUAUUCGUUUUCAUGACAUUUAUAUUCUUCUACGUUCCAUUACUUUAUUUGAAACUGUGUUUUCAUCAUCUCCAUUGUAGUAACAUAAAAUACGAUUAUUUAUCCACGAUGUUGUAAGACAGGUAGAAGUGAGCUGCCUUGAAUUAUAUGUAUUAUAUUUUUCUUGCAUCGCGUUAAUUAAUAAAUGUCUCCCAUUAAGCGCAAAACUAUGUUAAGAAUGAAUCGAAAUGAAACAAAUAUUUGUAACAUCAGUUGAGGGUCAGGUCACUUUGGUUAAAAAGAUUUAAAAACCUCUAUUUUUAUUAUGCAAGAAGAAAUUUUUAGUGCAUUUAUAUGGCCAAAAAAUAACUUUUUUCAGUAAUUUAAUCGUUAGAUAGCUCUUUUAUAUAGGAAAGUUCCAUCAAAUUCCUGAUAUUGAAACAUAUGGUUUCAAUAAUUGGCAGAAUUUAUUACAAUGAGAAAGAGCAAUUAGCCAGUGUGACCUGUUGUUCAAUUAACUCAACAAAUAACAUCAUCACAUAGUUCCUAAAGUGCAUUAAUGAUUUUGGGAUUUUGUUGUAGUUUUUAGCUUCCUUAAGCCAUAUGGUCUUCCAAAAAAGAGAAUAUAUAUAUAGCUGAUCACAACCCCUUGAUUUAAUUUCACAGCCCCCGCCCCACUGCUCAAAUUUAUAUACAUGUUUUAAACAUCACCAUGAAAUGCUAAAAAAACAACAUUUUUGUCUUAAAUGGUACUUGGGUCUUAAAAAUUUUCAUGGAAGGUUUUUACACAUCUUUAAUUCUUAAUGUAAAGUUUAAAGAAAAUGAUGGUAAACAGAAAUUCAAAGAAAAAUGGAAACAAUUGAGAAAAGAGAGGGGAAAAAUAUC
Ruditapes philippinarum (Manila clam) is the source of this 5009-nucleotide messenger RNA. Its product is annotated as RNA-binding protein MEX3B-like. NCBI's taxonomy places the organism in Eukaryota, Metazoa, Mollusca, Bivalvia, Venerida, Veneridae. The record is from RefSeq and is a predicted model, not a curated record. Gene Ontology annotation, molecular function: RNA binding.